Molecule: messenger RNA, 780 nt
Organism: Seminavis robusta
Lineage: Eukaryota; Bacillariophyta; Bacillariophyceae; Naviculales; Naviculaceae
Source: the annotation of a GenBank genome assembly
AUGCUAGGUUGGACAGUUGAGGUGACGGGAAAGUGGUUCCGGCACUGCAGGCAACUGAUUACAGAGAUGGUUCUGAUGGAAGAACGCGACAAGGUCAUGCUAGGUGGGGAAGGAGUUAUUGUGGAAAUUGAUGAAUCCAAAUUCGGCAAAAGAAAAUACAACAAAGGACGUCGCGUAACAGCUGAUUGGGUUCUAGGAAUGGUGGAGCGAACCAACCAACGAAAGCUAGCAAUGGUGGUGGUGCCCAACAGGAAGGCAAAGGUACUCAUCCCAAUUAUCACAGCCUUUGUCCGUCCUGGAACAACAAUCCACACCGACAUGUGGAAGGGCUACAGCUGUCUACAGUACCUGGCCGACUACGACUACGAGCACAAGACUUUGUGCCACAAGAACGAGUACGUGGCUGCCGAUGGGACCCACACCCAAACAAUUGAAGGAAGCUGGUCGUUCAUGAAGAGGAAGAUGCCGGUGUGCAAAAGGAGCGGCAGGCAGCUGCAGGAGUAUCUGUGGGAGAUAAUGUGGAGGAGGUUGUACGCCGGUGGCCUUUGGAUGGCUUUCUUGACAGGGUUGAGCAGAUACCGCUACACACCGGCAGACAUUGAGCGGCUUUGGGAUUUGCGAGAUGAGGAAGACCCUGAGGGUUGGAAUGUGGAGAAUCAGAAAGAAGACGACGAAGAGGACAAUCUGUACUAUGAUACGGAUGAGGAGGACUACGAGAGUGAUGGUGUGGACGGUGCCGCUGCGGCGACGUUGUUGGGUAUCCAAAGGGCUAUUAUCUAG